UCACUGACUUUAAACCUAACCUUCUCUUUUUGUUUAUCUUUUUUAUUUCAAUUUCAUAAUAUGGAACAUACUAAAAAAGACUCUAGAAACCAAGAAAUAUUACUCCGUAUUAAAGAUGAAGAAGAUCCUCUAAAGAAAUGUAACAAUAUAGAAGUUAAAUCUGAACUGGAUAAAAGCAGUUAUGGACAGGAAUAUGUAUUAGAUGAGUAUUGUUCAGAGGAUAUUAAAAUAGAAAACCAUGUAUUAGAAUAUGUAUCUAAUGAAAUUAAAGUUGAAAUAAAAACAGAACUCGAGGAGUAUAGCAUUGGUGCUCCACAGGAUAUAACAAAGGAAGUUGCAAUUACCAAACCAUUUAAUUCUCCCAAAGAACAUUUGAAAACUUGUACUGGUGGAAGACCAUAUCAAUGUGAAAUUUGUAGUAAGCUGUUUACUAUAAAAAGUAAUUUAAAGAUCCAUAUGAGAAUCCACAGCGGUGAAACACCUUAUAAAUGUGAAAUUUGUAGUAAGCGUUUCACUCGAAAAAUAGAUUUAAAUAGACAUAAUAUGGCAGUUCACACUGGAGAAAGACCUUAUAAAUGUGAAAUUUGUAGUAAGCUGUUUACUAUGAAAAGUAAUUUAAAGAUCCAUAUGAGAAUCCACAGCGGUGAAACACCUUAUAAAUGUGAAAUUUGUAGUAAGCGUUUCACUCAAAAAAUAGAUUUAAAUAGACAUAUGGCAGUUCACACUGGAGAAAGACCUUAUAAAUGUGAAAUUUGUAGUAAGCUGUUUACUAUAAAAAGUAAUUUAAAGAUCCAUAUGAGAAUCCAUAGCGGUGAAACACCUUAUAAAUGUGAAAUUUGUAGUAAGCGUUUCACUCAAAAAAUAGUUUUAAAUAGACAUAUGAGAAUUCACAGUGGUGAAAGACCUUAUAAAUGUGAAAUUUGUAGUAAGCGUUUUACUCAAAAAAUAGAUUUAAAUAGACAUAAUAUGAGAAUUCACAGUGGUGAAAGACCUUAUAAAUGUGAAAUUUGUAGUAAGCAGUUUAUUCAACUAUGUAAUUUAAAAAGUCAUAAUAUGAUAGUUCACACUGGUGAAAGGUCAUAUGAAUGUGAAAUUUGUAGUAAGCUAUUGACUUCAAAAGGUAAUUUAAUGAUCCAUAUGAGAAUACACACAGGUGAAACACCUUAUAAAUGUGAAAUUUGUAGUAAACAGUUUACUCAAAAAGCUAAUCUAAAGAUCCAUAUAAGAAUUCACAGCAGUGAAAGACCUUAUAAAUGUGAAAUUUGUUUUAAGCAGUUUGCUCUAAAAAAUAAAUUAACUGUGCAUAAUAAGAGAAUUCACAGUGGUGAGUUAUGAAUGUGAAAUUUGUAGUAAGCUGUUUACCGAAAAAAGUAAUUUAAAGGUGCAUAUGAGGACACAAUAGUGAAAAACAUUAUAAGUGUGAAAUUUGUAAUAAGCACUAUAAAAGCCAUAGUUAGAAUGCAGUGUUACAGCUCGUCCACAUGAGAACGGUUUGCCAACAGGUGUGAUCGGGGGAAACGCGACAUAACCGCUGAAAAUCAUCAUCAUCAUCAAUGGUGCUACAGCCCUAUGAAAGAGCCUCGACCUUCCCAAGUCUAUUACGCCAGUCAGUCCUAUCCAUUGCCAACCGUUGCCAGUUUGCUGCGCCUAUUUUUCUCCCAUCCUCAUCUACACCAUCCUUCCAUCUGAGUUUUGGCCUACCCCUAUUUCUACUUCCCACAGGUUGUGACAUAAGGAUUCUUCUAGGAGGGUUGUUCUGCUGUGAUUUUGCUAGAUGCCCUGCCCAUCUUAGUCUUCCUAUUCUUAUAAGAGAUACUACGUUUUUACAACCAAAUUUUUGUUUAUAUCUGUGCUAUAACUCGUAGUUGUACCUCCUCCUCCAAGCACCAUUUUCACAGAUGCCACCAAAUAUUCCUCUCAGGAUCCUUCGUUCAAAUAUAAGCAGAAGGUUUUCAUCUGCCUUGGGGAUGGUCCAUACCUCUGAACCAUAUAUCAACACUGUUUGUAUAAGGCUUUUGUAUAAAUAUGGUUAUUUUUGUGUAUUGGCUCAAGUUUCUGCUUCUCAUUAUGUCUACGUCUACUCAGUCCAAAAUAGCAUUUGUUUGCUAGGAUUAUCCUUCGCUUGAUUUCUUCCGUCAUGAUGUUCUCCUUGGUGGACGAGGAGAAGAAACGACCGAGAGGAAGACCACAGUUGAGAUGGGUUGAUGAUAUUAAAAGAGUAGCCGAAACAAUUAAUUGGACGUAUUGUGCUCAGGAUAGAGACCGAAGGAAGGAGUUGGGAGAGGCCUAUGUCCAAACGUAGACGAUAGAAGGCUAAGAAGAAGAAGACUUAUGAAUGUAAAAUUUGUAGUGGACUGUUUACUGAAAAAAGUAAUUUAAAGGUGCAUAUCCCAGCUUCGCACGAACGUAGGCAUAAGUCAAAAAAGACGAUUUUAGACGAGAGGUAUUUUAAAAUUUUAUAGAUAAUUACGGGCAUAACUCCGAAUAAGUUGUUACAUACUUUAAAGGAAUUACCUAUAGAAUUUGGUUAGAAAGAUAUGUAUCUAAAUACAAACUGUGAUAACUAGAUAAAUUUAUGAAGUGUUAAAAUGGUUAAAUUUUAUCAUUUUGUUACUCUAUUAGAGUUGAGUCUUUUUUCCUGAGAAACAUUUACUUCCACUUUGUUAAAACACUGUCCUAAUUAAAAAAGGGUCCUUAUCAGUGCCGUUUUAUCCAUUGGGCGCUUGGGGCGGGCGCCCAGGGGCCCGGGCCCCGGAGGGGCCCGUAGGAUCCCUUCUUUUUAUUAAUAACAAAUUAAAGUCCGAGUCUAAAUAAUCGAGGAUCAUAUUUUUUUAAAUAGAAAAAAAUACUACGAAAUUCCUGCGAUUUCGAUAUGGUCUAAUUUUAAGACUGAUAAAUAAGAGCUGUGUCAACUUUUAAAUCAAAGAGCGAUUCCUUAGAAAAUUAAAAAAAUGUAUGAAGCUGGAGACAAAGCUUAUUAUAGAAGAUUAAAUGAAAGCAACUCCUAUAGAGUAAAACCCAAUGGAGGCAAAGAGAAGUGUUAAAGCUGUUUAUUGUUACCCAUGCAAAUUAUUUUCAAUUGAAAAAAUUAGUUUAACUGAUUUUAGAUAUAUUUUACAAAUCCCACGAAGAAAGUAAAAUUUCAUCUGAAUUCUAUGGUUAGGUACAUUAAUAACAAGAUCAUCACUUGGAGUUAGAUGGAUCAUCAGAUAAAUUGGAGUUAUAGACGCUGGCUUGAAAGAGCAAGUAGAACGCAAUGCUGACAAUUGAGUAAAGGUCCUAAGAAGAGUUGUUGUCACCAUUAAAUUACUUGCCUCUUAAGGACUAGCUUUUCGUUGAUCCCGUGAGAAUUUAACGAGUCGUCAUAACGGAAAUUACUUAAGUUGUCUUGUAUAAUUUGCUUUUGACAACUUUUUAGCUCAGCAUUUACAGCGGAAUGCUAAUAAAGAAAAAGUUAAGUUAGCUAUCUGUCUGACCAAACUUGAAAUGAAUUCCUGGAAGCGAUGAAAACAAAACAUGUAGAAACUUUUGACGCUGUAAAUGCUUUACUUCAAAACUACGGAUCCAUCAAACAUAUUUUUCCAGUUAAGCAAUAAUAGAGACAAAAAAUCAGCAGUUAGAAGUGAAGCCAAGGCACUGCAUAAUAAAAUGGAUACCUUUGAGACAGGUUAACUUGGAUACUCUAUUGACACUGAUUUGGGCAAGGAUUUUAAAACGAGUGAAUGCAACAAGCAAAACGUUAGAAACUGUGGACUUGAACGUGUCAAUUCGAGUAGAAUUAAUGACAUUUGAGCUUUGUUGGAGACGUAAGAAAUAAAUUAAGCGAAAUUGAACUAGAAGCCAAAAAUAUUUUUUUGUGAAGGCAAUAAUCUCAAACAUAUUCUAUUGGAUUGGCCUUCAAAAAACAAAGAAAAAUUUUUUUUCGAUGAAGCAGUUGAAAGUGAAACAAUUUUAAAUGGACAAGAGAUAUUCAGAGUUGAAGUACCUAUUGAAUGUUAUAUGCCACAAUAUUUCUCAAGAUCUUUUAAAGAGAAUAUAAUGCUACAAAGAUGUUACAUCAGCUGUUAGAUGUUUUUUUACGCUAAAUAAAGAAGAAGUCAAAAAGUGAAUUAAUAUUAUAUGCGAGGAAUAUAAAAAAGAUGUUGAUGAAACCAAACAGAACUUGCAUAAUGAAAUUAAUCAUUUUAUAACGUUAUGGCAAAAUUUGAAUAAACAUUUGAAAAUUUGUUGUCAUCCAGGAUGUAAAGGCGACUUUUGCCAAUUUUUAACUUUACUGCAAGUUUAUUUGACGAUACCAAUUUCUAAUGCGUCAGGCGAGCGGUCUUUUUGGCUUUAAAACUAAUAAAGGUCAUAUAUUGAAGGUCAAAUUGUCAAGAAAACCUAGACGAUUUUAGUCAAGAAAAAAAGUGAGCUAAUUUUUGUCUUAUAUAUUUAAGAAUAUGUUUUUUUGUUUGUCAUGUGUUGUUCUGUAGAAUUUUCUGUUUUCUUUUUAUAUUUUUAAAUGUACUUUUUGGAAUAUUUUUUACGUUUGCUAUUUUUCUCGUUUGUUUUAAAAAUCUUUUUUUUAAUUUUUAAAAAUGUAUGGGUUUUACAAUAAACGUUUAUAGUUAAUUCAGGUUAAUGCAUGUGUUUUUUUAUUAAAAAAAUUGACAACGAAUAGCAAUGAAGGGGCCCCUAAAUCUCUAGUGCCCAGGGCCCGAAGUUAGGUUAAACCGGCACUGGUCCUUAUAUUUUAGAGAGAAUUUUCACAAAAAUUAAUCGUAAAUAUAAGAACGGUCGUCCUUGACGAGAAGUAAACACAUAAAUUGCUUUACAGUCUGCGGUGUAACUCACUUCGGACUGUAUUCAUACGAUAAUGUUAUGUAUUUAUUACCACUUUUGCGACAAACAAAUAUAGACACUUGGUGCUAUCUUUUAGCGACUAUUAUUAUUAACGUAAAACGGUCUUUAUUCACGCGAUGGAUACUUUUAUUUUUAGUAGAUCUGCGUUAAUAAGUCCAUUUCGUCAAAUUUUGACUUAGGCCUACGUUCUUGCGAAGCGGCGAUAUGAGGACACCGUAGUGAAAAACAUAAAUGUGAAAGGACACCGCACACAUCUUAUGGAAAAUAUAGUGUCACUCAAAUGAAAUAAAAUUUACAUGAAUAGAUUGGUCCUGAAAUUACGCUAAUUUUAUAUCAUGCGCCAACUCUGUAUUUUGAGUAAUAAGUUGUCAAAGAGAGAAAAAAGAUUUUGUAAUUCGCCUACUCCAUAAAUCUUUCUGAGGGAUUAAGGCAGAGGCUUAGGUACUCUUAUCUUAUCCUAUUAUUAUUGAUAAUAAAGUAGGUAUAAUUUGGUCAGUUGUCCAAAAUUAAAACAAUAUGGCGGCUGGGAGGCAAACGUAAAUGUUACUCUGUUAGUUCUUAAUGUGUUUUAGAUCAUUUUAGUUUCGUUUAUUUGUAAUUUUGUUUUGUAUAACGAUUAAUUUAACAUUUUUACUGGAAGAAUCGAUAAUAUGCUUAAUUUCUGUUGUGUUUUGAAGUGUGGAAUGCGAAGUAAUCGUGAUAAAGUUCAAUUUUAUCAGUUACCCUCAGUGCUACAUUUUAUGCAUAAAACUAACGGAACUAAAUAACUUAUGAUCUCAGAGACAAAAUCAAUGGUUAAAUGCUAUAAAAUGUCCUAUAAAAAUGUUAAAUAACUAACUACUGUACCUACAGCAAAAUUUGUAUUAGACCUGGAUUCCGCGUACCAAAAAAAGUGGAUUAAUAGCAAGCUUAAAAUUUGUUAAUAGUUUAACGGUGUCUAGCCGGACAAACUUUGAUGUACGGGAACACUGGAACAGGGGAAGUUUUAAUUGUGGAACGUGUCAUCCUGACAAGUUAAUGAUUGUGAAAACUAGCAGGUUGUUUUUAAGUUUAUUCAAUAGCAAACUUUAUAUAAUAUAUGAAAAAAUGUUUGUCCGACAAAUAUGUUGGUCAUUUUAAUAAGUCCGACACGUAGAAUAUGUCAAAUGAAAGGAAUUAUAUUGGUGGUAAAUAGUCUGAUUUUUACAUGAGAGUUUAAUGAAAGGGUAACAAAUCAAUUGGAAGUUCUGUCCGACAAAAUAUAUGGGACGUUUUCGUAGUUCGAAACCUGUAACAUGUUCCACAAUUAAAACUUCCCCUGUUCCAGUGUUCCCUUUUAUCAAAGUUUGUCCGACUAGACACCUUUAAGCUAUUAAAAAAUUGUCAGCUUGCUAUUAAUAAACUUUUUUUGGUACGCGGGAUCCAGGUCUAUAUAUUUAUUCACUGAAUUAAAACUAAAUAAAGUCGUUCAACUACUUCUACAACUAAAAACAAAACAAAAUAUUUUGCUUUUAGUAAAGUAAAAUUCUUAUAAUUU
Molecule: messenger RNA, 6358 nt
Organism: Diabrotica virgifera virgifera (western corn rootworm)
Lineage: Eukaryota; Metazoa; Arthropoda; Insecta; Coleoptera; Chrysomelidae
Product: zinc finger protein 235-like
Exons: 2
Coding region: 61-1335 (424 amino acids)
Biological process (GO): regulation of transcription by RNA polymerase II; central nervous system development
Cellular component (GO): PcG protein complex; nucleus; transcription regulator complex
Molecular function (GO): RNA polymerase II cis-regulatory region sequence-specific DNA binding; DNA-binding transcription factor activity, RNA polymerase II-specific
Source: RefSeq, a predicted model, not a curated record